Molecule: messenger RNA, 5067 nt
Organism: Colletotrichum siamense
Lineage: Eukaryota; Fungi; Ascomycota; Sordariomycetes; Glomerellales; Glomerellaceae
Gene: hmu-1
Product: Halomucin
Exons: 2
Coding region: 1-5067 (1688 amino acids)
Source: RefSeq, a predicted model, not a curated record
AUGGCUGCCACCAGUCACACUCAGCUGGAGGCAGCCCUCUGGGCGUUGUUAAUGUCCCAGUUCUUUCUCUUGGGGUUUGCGCAAUUUGAGGCGAAACCAGCUGCCCUUGAUUGCAUCAAGACGACUCGCUUUCCUUUCGUCUAUACCACCGUUCUUACAAUCUACGCACCCGCCGAUGACCCAAUCACAAUUCCCUCACUGCGUCUCCCUGGAACAAGCUCUAUCGACAGCUCGGUCCCCGGCUUCACUCCUGUUCCCUUCCCGACCUUCACUUCCAAGGAGUCAACGGAUCGUAUUGGACUGCCUCCACCUUUGAGCUCCUCGGAAUCAUUGAGUGUGCCUCCUCCCGUCAGUCUCCCCGGCGCUCCCAGCUUCUCAGAGUCCGAAUCUUUGAGCUUGCCUCCUCCCAUCAGUAUUCCUGGCGCUCCCAGCCUCUCAGGGUCUUCAAAGUCGUUUUCCUGGAAGCUGCCUCCCGUGGACUCAACAACAAGCCGUCAGCCGAUCCCCGUCAUCCCAAGCCCUUCUGCGUCUUCCCAUCCAGUUGUACCCUUGCCCGCUCCUACCGCCUCAAGCACUCUGCCAGUCAACACCGGGAAGCCGACUCCCAUCCCUCACGACCCGGAGACAGGCCCCCGCCCGGUCCCCUCUGGUCGCCCAGCUUCUGGCUCAAUCGGUCCUUGGUAUGCACCUCCAGGAAAAUACACCACCGUCUUGCCUUUCAUCGCGACGACAACCGAGCCGGAUGGAAGCCGCAAGACCGCGAACGUUACAUGGCUUUCGAUCGACCUCCCUACCUCGACGACCUCAGACGGCAUGGUCAUUCCCACGGUUUUCCCUGUCUGGAGAUGUAUCUCCCUCAAUCUCUGCAACCCGAUCUGCUUGAUCCCCGAGAUCCAGUGCUACACCUCGCCUGAGAAAGACGACGGCUUCUCCUGGCCUAAAGCCCCUCCCGGCCUUGGCAAAGGUAGCAAAGGUGGCGAUGAUGAAGGAGAUGGGGAUGGCAAUGGCGACGAUGACGGUGACGGAGACGGUGAUGGCGAUGACGAUGGAAAUGGAGAUGAUGAUGGAAAUGGAGAUGAUGAUGGAAAUGGAGAUGAUGAUGGUGACGGAGAUGAUGAUGGUGACGGAGACGAUGAUGGUGACGGAGACGACGAUGAUGAUGGGAAUGAUGACGACAACAAGAAUCCCGACGACGAUGACGAUGACGACGAGGAGAAAGAGAUCCACAAGAGACUCAACGAGAUCCGUAUCGACAUUGACCUCGACGACGACUUCCUUCUCUGGUUCUUCGGCCGAUUCAGCUGGACCAUUCGCUGGCGUCUCCGCGUCCUUUUCAACUUGGGAACCAACCUGCCCAACUGGCGUAUCGGAACAAAGAUCCCCAACUGGCGUUGGGAUCUGAACCUUCCCAACUUACGCCUCGGAACCAAUCUCCCAACCUGGGGUCGCUUGGUUGGCAUCGGACCCAUUGGCGGCGGUGGUGGUGGAAACAAUCCCAACGAGCCGGAAGACCCCGAUGACCCAGAGCCUUCACAGCCAACAGCAUCUCCUUCACCUACCUCUUCAGCAUCUUCCUCCUCUUCGUCUUGCACGGAGUCAAUCGCCGUCGCCCCUUACUGCACUCGGCCCUGCGUCGUCUCCAAGGUGUCCAACCAUGUCACAAACACAUGGACGACCAGCUGCGACACCGCCAGAUGCUCGACCAUGGAACUCUGCACCAGCGUCCGCACGACCACGACCACGACCUACACCACCAAGAAGCCGAAGGCCACCGGUGCCUGCCGCCCCGGAAAGUGUCCGGCAUGCAGUGACAGCAAGGUCAAGCGCAACGACGGCCUCGAGAAGCGCUCGACUCUCGAGAAACGCACCAUCCCCGAAGAUGUCAUCGUCCAGGAUACCAUGACCGGCCCCGAGACGUGGGAGAAGGGCGAGACUGACUGGUGGGAGAAUAUGCGUCGCAUCGUGAAGUACUACGGUCCCGGGUAUCACCAGAGCAGCCCCAUUCACGCCGACUCGUCAGCCAUAUACGAGGACUUUUCCGAGACGUACCCGAUGGGAGGCGGCAGCGGACCCGUAUGGGGAUGCGCGAUGGUCGCGGUCUUCUCGCCCACUGGAAUCUACACAAAUCACAUGUGGGAGGUCCCCAACUUCUCGAUUCCCGACGAGGAUAGAGAGGCUUUCGACACUGAUACCUUGAACUACGAUGAGGCGCACUACUUCCGGCAGAACGUUCACCACUUCCUUCGACAUGGCUCUGCGGCCUGGACCGAUCAGAAGCAGUACCCGGCCCUUCGACAUCUCGUCGAGGUCGGAGACAAGCUCGACCCCAAAAACACCCAGUUCUACAGGGUAAUCCUCUUCGUUCCGAUCGAUGUCAGCGGCAACAUGGUGUAUCCUCGGGCCAACCAAGAGAUCAUUGACCUCCUCACCGGAAGACUCAUUGGCAUCGACAAGAAGCACAUCACCAUCUACGGCUACAAGCGUCGCAAGGAGCUCGGCGAGGACCACCACCACGACGAAGGCAAGACUCCUCCCCCUGAGUUCCGUGAAGCAGAGCCCUGGCACGGUCUCCUCUCCUGGAUGUACACUCCCAAGGGAGACAGUGGCAAGAGAGAGCUCGUGGUUCGCUUCGAGAGAGACGUCAUCCACCGCGAGACCUGGUGCGGCGAUGGACUCAUCGCGGGACCUGACGGCAUGCAUGUCGACAAGCGCUCUACUUCAUCGAUUUCCAAGCGACAAGACGACACCUGCCCCGUGCCUCAGUUCUGUAUGCUCAAGAAGAACUGCGGUUCGUGCGGCGGCUCUUCCAGCAAAGAACUUCAGAAACGCGACCCCUGGCCGGGACAGGUCCCAACACCUGACGAAGUGUAUCUCACCAAUGACGACAAGAUGGUCCAGCCCGAGGACUCGCCUGAGGGAGAGUUGAAGUGGUGGCAGUCGAUGCGAAACGUGAUCGAUCAGUUCGGUCCAGGUUUUGGCGGACCUCCUGAUUCCUGGCCUUACGAAGAGGACGAAUACCCGAGGCCUUGGUCAACCAGCGAGAUCACGUUCUUUGACCGGGAGAAGAUUACUGAAGUUCCCGUUGAGAGACCUCGCUUCGGUGGCUCAGGUCCUGUCUGGGGCUGUAGCAUGCUCAUCGUCGUGUCCCCGAAAGCCGUCUGGACCAGUCACUUCUGGGAAGUUCCCGGACACACGAGAGGAGAGGCAGAGCCUAACAACGCGUGGCUCCAGGAGGCGUACCCCCUGCCCACGGAACAGUACUUGAAGGAAGACAUCAUCGACCACAUCGGGACCGGCAACUUCAGAGGUAACAAACGUUCUCUGACCGCGAAUCCCCUAGACGAACAUGAGAACCCGGGGCUUGCCCAGUACUUCCAGCCUGGCGGACCCUUCAAUGUGCAGGAAAUGGAUUUUGUCAAGGCCUUCAUUGUCUCCCGCGGGUCCAUCCCUCCGUUCCCCGAGGACGUGAUGAUGCAUCACAGCGUCGUUGUACAGAUCAAGGAGAAGCUCCUCCUCGACUUUGGACUGUCAAUUGACGAGAUGGUGGAUAUCGCGUAUCGCCCGCACUUCGAGAGCGACCUUGGCAAGUCGAGGCAAGACCAUCCCGAAUGGGGUGUCUUUUCUUGGGAGUACCAUCCGCACGACGACAGCAUGGGGCUUGGCAUAGGCUUCAAGGCCUUGAGGCUGCGAUGGGAGAAGAACGUUGUAUGGGAGAACUUGUGGUGUGGUGAUGGCCACCGGGUCGUGCCGCCUACAGACGAUGACCUGUUCUGGCCGCCUCUUCCGCCAAUUGAUCCCGAGGACGUUGGAGGUGAUCCCAUGAUUGAAGGCCGACAAGCGACCGCUCCCGCUUGCAAGGUUCCAGCGAAGCUGACGCCAUCAUCCUCAAUGACUUUCACGCGCGCCCCACUUGCUCUGCCGCUCCCGACCGAGUCCUGCCUCUCGAACUCUGAGUGCGGCACCCUCAGUUGUCCUGAGAACAGACAGGCGGUGUGCUUCUUCGACCACUGUCGCUGUGUCAUCAAAGAGAGAAACGACAACAUCACAAUCACCUCGAGCCUCACCAACGCCCGCACCAGAGCCUGGUCCACCCGCGUCGCCUCCCUAAACACCACGACCAGCUUCCCCUUGACGGUAGAAACACCCUGGACCGGCACCGAGCCCUUCACGACCGUCGUCCUCUCCGAGUGGGAGCCCAUCCCGACCAAGACAAUCCCCACCGUCAUCCCCCAGCCCUCCGGCGCAGGCUCGACAUGCGCCUGGGCCAGAAACUGCAUCACCCUGCCCUGCCUCGAUGACAUGUAUCCAGCCUGCGUCAAGCCCGCCGACGGCAACCGGUACGGCUGCUACUGCGUCAUGCGGCCCGUCCCCGGCGACGCCUGCGCCGUCGAGUCCGAGUGCAACGAGAUGCGCUGCCCCGAGCACCACUUCCCAUCGUGCUCCCGCCAGGGCAAGUGCCGCUGCGAGCCCAUCCCUCGUCAAGUCGGCGCCGCGUGCAACCUCGACUCACACUGCGCCGGCCUCAUGUCCUGCAACAUCGUCCAGUCCGGCUUCUGCAACGACGGCAGCUGCGAGUGCGCCGUCAAGUUCACCGACGACACCGGCUGCGCCAAGCAUACGGACUGCACCUACGUCCUCCGCAACAACGAGACGCGCCCGUACAAGACGUGCUCGCGCGAGAACAAGUGCGAGCUCACCGUUUCCGAGCCGUUCCACCGCCCCGAGCGCGCCGGCGAGGUGUGCAAGGAGUCCAAGGAGUGCGUUGGUAUUACGUGCGACCAGCGCAGCGACCGCAAGGUCUGCGAGAGCGGCAAGUGUGCGUGCAAGCCGUGGCGGUGUGAUACCCAUGCCAGCUGCUCCGGCGAGUUUGGCCCUGCGAGUUGCGCCUCGGCGAACAAUGUUAUGUGCUGGGAGGGGGAGUGCCACUGCCAGCAUUGCAUGAUUGCGCUUGAAGACGUGGAGGAGUGUGAGGAGGAUAAGGAGUGUGCGAAGAACUGCUGCGGACAGCGGGUUGGCGAGGUCUCGGUUUGUCGCGACAAGAAGUGCGCGUGUGUUUCCUCGUUGUGA